Messenger RNA from Colletotrichum scovillei, 2255 nucleotides. RefSeq names its product rhomboid family protein. Gene Ontology annotation, cellular component: membrane. The record is from RefSeq and is a predicted model, not a curated record. Gene Ontology annotation, molecular function: serine-type endopeptidase activity. NCBI's taxonomy places the organism in Eukaryota, Fungi, Ascomycota, Sordariomycetes, Glomerellales, Glomerellaceae. The transcript has a single exon. Bases 279 to 2066 code for a protein of 595 amino acids.
CUUCGAUUGCGUCUUUGAGAUCGAACCACUGCGACAACGCCGCCCGCGCGCGACGACGACGAGCGACCACCGCCACUACCUCUACGACCCAGCGACAAAUUGCGAAGACAGUACUCACAUUACGAGAGGUGGCAUACGCCUACAGCAUUUGCCAAAGAGAAACCUCUUCGUCGACAAGCAGCCGGCGCAUUCAUGAGUCUCUAGCUUUUUGGUGCGCUCCAGCGAAACGAGCAAAAGGAGACGGUUGCGUCGCCCACCCAGGGCGGCUCUAGGAAGCCAUGAACGCCUCAUUCGGCCUCGUUUCCUCGAGAUCGUUCCUUCACCCCGGCCUGCGCGCCGCGUACCGUUCCGCGCCGAAUACGACGAGCUGUUCGCCCGCGUCACGACUUCUUUCAAUAUGCACCAUUAUCACCUCCCGGACGCCUGCCGCUACACGGUCAUACAUACCGGGUCCCUCAUCCCUCCGUCAAACCCAAUGGCCGUCGCCCAGCCUCACCGCCAUAACGGCCGGUAAAUCAACACAAAGAUGGGCUUCCUCCUCCUCCGCAUCAUCACCACCACCCAAAACCGACUACAAGAACGAACCCCUACUCCGCGAAUACGUAGACCUCCCGCUCGACUACAAGGACAAACACGGCCUGCGAUUCAGGGAAGAGAACAAGGACCUCACGGCGGCAGAAGUCAGAGCCGUCUUCGGGCCCUCGCUCAAGCCCGCCGCCGCGAACCGGCUGCUGCGCAUCAUGCACGGCCGCCGCGUCGCCGGCACCCUCGAGGACCCGGCCUUCGCCGUCAACACCGCCGCCUUCACCGCGCAGCAGCGCGACGCCGCGCUGGCGUACCUCCGCGAGAAGACGCCCGUCGACGAGGUCCUCAACGCGGGACUCCGGGCCGAGGACGAGCUCGCCGCGCUGGAGAAGGACCUCGCGGAGGAGGAGGAGAGCAGUGCUGACGAGGGCGAUGCUGCCUCGUCGACCGCCGGUUCCAAAACACCGUCUCUCCGCAAGGAAACGCCCGUUGUCAAACCGGACCCCGUGUACGGCUACAGCGCCUUCGACGCCAUCCGCGCAAAGAACCAAGCCAAAGCCGCCGAGGAAGAGGCCCGGCUCAUCGCCGAGGCCGAGGCAAAGGGCAUCGAGUACAACCCGGGCACCCUCUCCAUCCCCAUCAAGCGCCCGCCCAUGACGCCGCGCAUGGCCAAGUGGACGGAACAAGGCGCCGCCUCGGACCUCGCCGCCCCGCCCCCUCUCACCUUCGCCGAGCGCAUCCUCCCCUCCGCGGCCGUCGUCCUGCUGCUCGUGGCCUCGCUGGCGGCGUUCGCGGCGGUGUACACCCCGCCCCGCGACGCCGACCGCCUGUUCCCCGAGGUGAGCGCCUCGACGGCGACGGUGGGCGCGCUGAUCGCGCUCAACGUCCUCGUCUCGGUCGCGUGGCGCGUGCCACCGCUGUGGCGGUUCCUGAACCGGUACUUUGUUCUCGUGCACGGCAUGCCGCGGGCCGUGACGAUGAUUACGGCGAAUUUCUCGCACAGUUCCCUGGGCCACUUGGCGACCAACAUGGUGGGGCUGUGGUUUAUGGGCACCGCGCUGCACGACGAGGUCGGGCGGGCGAACUUCCUGGCGAUUUACCUCGCCUCCGGCGCCGUCGGGUUCCUGGGCAGCUUAACGGCGUUUACGCUCCGCGGCUUGCUGACCGUCUCGACUGUGGGUGCGUCGGGUGCCGUGUUCGGCGUCGCGACGGCGUACUUUUGGAUGCACCGGUUCGAUUCGUUCAAGGUGCUGGGCUUCCCGCCGGAUCCGAUGAAUGGGCCCCAGGGGUUGGGUUUCAUUGCCCUGAUUUUGGGGUUCCAUAUCUACGCGUUUUUCAGGCGGGGCAAGCAGACGAUUGAUCUGACGUCGCAUCUGUUUGGUAUGUUGACCGGGUUGGUCGGGAUUGAGUUCGUGACGGGAAGGAAGGCGGAGGGGGUGAGGGUGGAUGGGUUAGAGAAGAAGAAGGCGAGGGGUGAUCUUGUUGCUGAUGCGCCGCCUCGCGAUGGGCAGGGUGAUGGCGGGAAUGAUGUCAAGGCUUGAGAGAGAGUCAGGAGAUGCGUCUGGAUGUUUUGCUCUCCGAGGAGGACCUGGUAGGAGGGUGAAUUGUGUAUAGGUAUAGUACUUUGUAGAACUCCUGGGAUAUUAGAUGUUUCCCCCUAUUAUCAUCCACUUUGGUGGGAAAUUAGAACUUUGUAAAUUUGCAUGUCGCUCACAGACGAAUGAGGGAAC